AUGGUAGCCGAGGCCUUGCCCAAGAGCCCCGAUGCUCCACUCGUACUUGGACUUCAACCAGCAGCUCUUAUCGAUUACGUCGCUCCCGUGCAAAAGGAUGAGUUAGAGCAUAUACUGAAAGAGGUUAAUACACAUAUCAGUGCGACUCCGUUUAAGAAGAUGGCUGGAGGAAGUGUGACCAAUACGGUUCGAGGCUUGAGUGUUGGUUUCGGUGUAGCCACGGGGAUCAUCGGGGCUUAUGGAGACGAUGAACAAGGCCAGUUAUUUGUGAGCAACAUGGGUUUCAGUGGUGUGAGUAUCUCAAGGUUGAGGAAGAAGAAAGGUUCUACUGCUCAGUGUGUUUGCUUGGUUGAUGACUCUGGUAAUCGAACAAUGCGGCCAUGUCUCUCGAGUGCCGUGAAGAUUCAGGCAGAUGAACUGAGCAAAGAAGAUUUCACAGGCUCUAAGUGGCUGGUCCUGAGAUAUGCAGUUCUUAAUUUAGAAGUAAUCCAAGCAGCCAUUCGAAUUGCCAAGCAAGAAGGUCUUUCUGUUUCCUUGGAUUUAGCUAGUUUUGAGAUGGUCCGGAACUAUAGAUCAGAGCUUCGACAGCUUCUGGAGUCUGGUAACAUAGAUCUUUGCUUUGCUAACGAGGACGAAGCAGCAGAGCUACUAAGGGGUGAGCAAGAAGCGGGCCCGGAGGCUGCUCUUGAGUUCCUAAGCAGACAUUGCAGAUGGGCUGUGGUAACUUUAGGGCCUAAAGGGUGCAUUGCAAAACAUGAUAAAGAGGUGGUACAAAUAGCGGCCAUAGGAGAGACAUUAGCAACUGAUGCCACUGGAGCGGGAGACCUAUUCGCAAGUGGGUUUCUGUAUGGAUUAAUAAAGGGAUUGUCUUUGGAAGAAUGUUGCAAUGUGGGAUCAUGCAGUGGCGGAUCGGUCAUCCGUGCUCUCGGAGGAGAAGUAACCCCAGAAAACUGGCAAUGGAUGCACAAACAGUUGCAGUUGAAGGACUUGCCUGUUCCUGACAUUCGCAACUGA
Thlaspi arvense is the source of this 1014-nucleotide messenger RNA. The record is from the annotation of a GenBank genome assembly. NCBI's taxonomy places the organism in Eukaryota, Viridiplantae, Streptophyta, Magnoliopsida, Brassicales, Brassicaceae.